This is a messenger RNA of Guillardia theta CCMP2712, 437 nucleotides long. RefSeq lists its product as hypothetical. Bases 14 to 319 code for a protein of 101 amino acids. The transcript is spliced from 4 exons. The record is from RefSeq and is a predicted model, not a curated record. Lineage: Eukaryota; Cryptophyceae; Pyrenomonadales; Geminigeraceae.
GAAGGUUCGGGCGAUGUUCGCUGCUGCGGUGGCAGUCCUAGGCGACAGCGUAAGGCACACGCCAGGAAGACCUCAGGCUCUUUCCGAGGUUCCCGGCUGCCCCAUGUGCUCAGUGCCUGUCCCCCCCGCUGUUCAUGCCGAAUGGAAGCAAUCGUUGCAUGUCCGAUGGGACAUGCACGCGUCCAACCACGGGAUGAGCAUGCCGUCGGACAGCAGCAGCUUCACCGGUCUCCACUCUCAGAUCUACUCCAGAGUGAAGGGAGAUAGCAUCGACUGCAUGUCUCACCCUGGAGGAUUCGGCUGCCCUGGCCCUCACUAAUGUUGCUUGGAGGAAAGGGAGGGAGAGAGAGGGGAGACAAGGAGGAGGAGGGUGUAGGAAGAGCGAAAGGUGGCAGGGGGAGGACAAUAUCUAGAGAUUUAUUCCUUAACUUGAUAUG